AUGAACCUUUGGGCACUAGCAUUUCCAAUUCGGUCUUGUUGCACUUGCUGCAACAUCUUCAAGCUGGCUUACUCGAAGACACACGGUGUUUUGUUCGAUCCGGAUUUCCAAACGCCUUUAAUCUACGGCGAAACGUUGGAUCUCUCAGAUUCUGAGGAGUCACAGUUCGUCGGUGCGUUUUCAGACGGCCUGUGGGCCAAGUCUGAGCCCUUUCUGUCUAUGUCUAAUUACCAGAAGCCCGCUCCUGGCGCUGUACUUGACUACGCUUCCACAACACGGUCUCUCCAUGAUGCUGGUUCAUAUUCGGCCUAUGGCCAAUCCCCAUACGUGACGGCCUCUAUUGUUCCCUCGCCAAUGGGUGACCAGGCCAGUCAAGCUUCCGACUGUGUCCCUUAUCUACAGGGCAACGAAUAUGCCAGCUCGUACGACGAAGCUCCUUCUCCUGUCAUGGCUGCAACUGCUCGGCCUCUGCCUGAGAUCAUUAGCUAUCGCCCUCAACGUGGCUCCGAGGGUACAAAGGUGGCCGUUUACAUCCAGUCGCCUUUUGAUCUUCACAGCUCCAAUUAUGGCGCUCUGUAUCUGAUUUUCGGCUCCAAGCGAUGUGAAUGUAUUCCCACGUUUUAUGGAUUCCAGGGUUCUGCUUUUUCAUACUGCCUAACAGUCCAAGCCCCUGAAUUUACUUCGACUGCAUCGCCUUCUUUCGCGGUUCCCAUUCAGCUUGUUGUCGAGACCCAGAGUGACUGUCAGCCUACCACUCUCCAAGUUGGUGUCUACACUUAUGAGCAGGGUCCUCACGCUUCUCCCCUUGCGGAUUCUCGCAAGAGGAAGCUAUCUACCUACUCAGAAAACCCCAUCUCGGCGCCUGCCAAGCGCCCAGCUCCUGGACCCGUUGUGAUGCCCAAGAUUGAAUCGCACGACGCCUACUCCUACCGCGAUAACCGCUCUGGAUCAUUCUCACCAUAUCUGCAACCUCUUCCCGCCAUGUCUGGAUUCGUCACCCCAUUCCAUGCCGCCUCUUCUCCUCGCACCGCAUCUUCUUGCUACCCAGGGGUGUCUGCUACUCCCCAGCAGUCGGUAAUCCGUGCCCCAUCGCCCUUGACUCCUGGCUGGAGUCCCGGCUACCUGUCGGCUGAUGUCAGGGCCCCUGGCAUGUCUGUGGUUCACGGAAUCACUCAGCACAGAGGACCUUCCCCUAUGCGCUCCUCCAACCCGACUCUUAUCCGUACCUCUACUUUGCAGCAAGCCAACGGCCUCAGCCAAACCCAGUCAUUCAACCCCUAUGCAAUCUACCCUACCAAGGCCAUUCUCAAGCUUAGUGGCGAUCUGGAUAGUAUGGCCGAGGGCUGGAGCAAAGAAGAGCAGGGUGCUCAGCGUCGUCUCGUGGAGUUUACCCGGACUCAGACUGGGAGCACCAUUCACGCUGAUUUCAAGCCCGUAUCUCUCGAGAAGCGUGCGACACACAGCAUUUGCAUCAGCUGUAUCAGCUGGGAAGGCAAGGAUGAGUGUUUCGUCACCAGCGUGGAUACCAUCUACUUGCUUGAGUCGCUGGUCGGUGUGCGUUUCACUGUUGAGGAGAAGAACCGAAUUCGCCGCAAUCUGGAAGGGUUCCGUCCUCUUACUGUUUCCAAAGCCAAGCAAGACAGCGAAGAGUUCUUCAAGGUCAUUAUGGGCUUCCCUAACCCUAAGCCCCGCAACAUUGAGAAGGAUGUCAAGGUCUUCCCCUGGAAAAUUCUGAGCCACGCUCUGAAGAAGAUUAUUGGGAAAUAUUCUGCUAGUUAUUCUUCCACCGCAGCUGCUCUGCCCACGCCGAUCACAAACUACGCCAGUCAUGGAACCGGUUCCGACUCGGGCACCGAGCCUCACACUGCUGCUUCCCCGCGAUCAGUGUCUGAUUCCGGUCCGGCUCAUAAUUACGCUCACGCCAUGGGCGCACCCGUCUAUACACAAGCUGAGCACCCAUCGAUGACAGCGGUUCCCGAUCUCCGAUCGGUGAUCCCUGCUCACAGCCAGCCAUAUACUUCCGUGGGCGGAUACUCCUACCCAGCAAUCUGUCAGCCGCAGCAUGCCCACAGCCUAGUUGCUCCGACACCCCGUUCGGCCUGGGAUAUCCAUGGCCUGGGCUCUGCUCCUCCUGCUAGCACUGCAGCGCCAUCCACUGCAUGCUACAGCUACAUGGAUCCCGUGUACCCGCUGCAUGACUCGGCGCACAGCCAAUGA
Molecule: messenger RNA, 2217 nt
Organism: Penicillium manginii
Lineage: Eukaryota; Fungi; Ascomycota; Eurotiomycetes; Eurotiales; Aspergillaceae
Gene: medA
Product: transcriptional regulator medA
Exons: 5
Coding region: 1-2217 (738 amino acids)
Cellular component (GO): nucleus
Source: RefSeq, a predicted model, not a curated record